AUGAAGAUUUGGACAUCCGAGCACAUCUUGGACCACCCAUGGGAAAUGGUUACCACGGCUGCAAUGCAGAAAUACCCAAACCCCAUGAAUCCAAGCAUGGUUGGUGUUGACAUGUUGGAUAGACACGCUGAUCCCUCUGGAAAGCUGCACAGCCACAGGCUCCUCAGCUCAGAGUGGGGCCUACCUUCCAUUGUGAAGUCGCUUACUGCUGCAGCAAGAACGAAAACAUACGUGCAGAAGCAUUCUGUAGUUGGCCCAAUAAUAAUAAAAAAAAACACCAUGGAGCUCAAGUCCUCCAGCAUCUCAUUUACAAAUAUGGUCUCUGUCGACAAGAGGCUCACGUACAAGCCGCACCCCCAGCACCCAGAGAAAACUGUUCUGACCCAGGAAGCCAUCAUCACUGUGAAAGGGGUCAGCCUCAGCAGCUACCUUGAAGAACUCAUGGCAAGCACCAUAUCCUCCAAUGCUAACAAAGGCCAAGAAGCAAUGGAAUGGGAGAUUCAUAAACUGAACGCUGAGAUUGAAGAAUUGACAGCACCAGCCAGAGGAAGCAUAAGGACCCCAAUGGCGACUGCAGCAGCGUUGGUGGAAAAAUGA
Messenger RNA from Myodes glareolus (Bank vole), 597 nucleotides. NCBI's taxonomy places the organism in Eukaryota, Metazoa, Chordata, Mammalia, Rodentia, Cricetidae. The record is from RefSeq and is a predicted model, not a curated record.